AAGAGAUUUUUAGAAAAUAUCAACUCAUAUAUGCAAAAAUUACGAAGAAUAAUAAGCUGCAGAUGGGUAAAAAAGCACACAAUAUAUUAUUUGGAGUAUUCAUAGUAAUCUUCGCGGGACUCAUAGCAAUAAUUCUUUACUUAUGCAUAAGCAAUUCGAUAUGUUUUCAAAAACAAGUCAAAAAAGUUAAUAAAAAAUGUCAAGAGUACAAUGAGCAAGCCUGUAAGCUCAGCGACCAGUCAUCUCCAGCUAUCGAUGAACUGCAAGCUAAAAUAAAUCAAGAUGACGCUGUACCAGGACAAUUUCCUCACCAGGCGUUUAUAGAACUCGUAAACUCGAAAAAAUCAACGGUGCAUCUAUGCGGAGGCUCAUUAAUCAGCGAAUAUUUCGUUUUGACUGCUGCUCAUUGCAUAAUUCAAGCAGGAGGUAAUCCGAAAAUUCAAGUAGAAUUGGGAAAUGUGUUCUUGAAAUCAGGCAAAGAGUACAAGGUAAAAGAGUUCCACGUACAUCCUGGAUUUUCCGAAAAACGAAUCUAUAAUGAUAUUGCUCUUCUGAAACUUGAUACAAAAGUAAAUUUCAGCUCAACCAUAAGACCCAUAUGUUUGAACACAGAUUAUAACAUCGAGAAAUACCACAACGCCACCACAUCAGGAUGGGGUUUAGAACGUCUGGCAUCAGGUAAAAUCGGUAAUUCGACUUCAAAUCUCAAGAUAAUAAAGUUACGUAUAGACGAAAAACACGAGUCAAUUUGUGGUGUACAUCCAGCAGCAUAUGAUGAAGAUUCACAGCGUAUAAUUUGCACACAUAGCUCCGAAGAAGACAAACAUGAGGGUGAUGCAGGAGGACCACUACAGGUAUGGUCCAAAGGAUGCUCUGAUGGAAAGACUACACUUUACGAAUUACUCGCAGUGAAUUCAAGGAACGUAAAACCACGUACUCCGGAUAAAGGUCGAGGAAUUAUUUUUAUAAAAAUUGAACCUUACAUUCGUUGGAUCGGGGAAAUCGUCUGGCCCUGAAUAUCGAAGUCUACAAUGUUCAUCAACAUCAUCGGUUAUUUCAAUGUUUUUUAAAUUUCGAAAUAAAAUUUUCUUUUAAACUCUGCAAAAGAUA
This is a messenger RNA of Planococcus citri (citrus mealybug), 1110 nucleotides long. Its product is annotated as trypsin delta-like. The transcript is spliced from 7 exons. The record is from RefSeq and is a predicted model, not a curated record. Gene Ontology annotation, biological process: proteolysis. The coding region runs from base 63 to 1016 and encodes 317 amino acids. Gene Ontology annotation, molecular function: serine-type endopeptidase activity. Lineage: Eukaryota; Metazoa; Arthropoda; Insecta; Hemiptera; Pseudococcidae.